Alligator mississippiensis (American alligator) is the source of this 14917-nucleotide messenger RNA. RefSeq lists its product as uncharacterized. The coding region runs from base 9898 to 10824 and encodes 308 amino acids. The transcript has 2 exons. The record is from RefSeq and is a predicted model, not a curated record. Lineage: Eukaryota; Metazoa; Chordata; Crocodylia; Alligatoridae.
CCAUGUGUUCCUCUUAGCCACAGUAAGAGAUGGGGAACUGUCCCAGGUGCUGAACUGAAGUACAGUGUAAACUAGUCAUAGAGUCAUAGAGAAGCAGGGCUGGAAGGGACCUCCAGAGGUCAUCUAAUCCAACCUUCUGCCUGUGGCAGGAGCAUCCCUAUCCAAACUAUCCCAUGCAACCAUAAUCUAAACUCUACAUAAAAUUACUGUCAACCCUGAUACAACGUAGAGCUAGCACCCUAACCUGCCACAGGUAAAGAAGGGGAAGCAUGGCAGCCAGUGUCCUGCUUCUGUAAAAUGUUGAAUUCACUACCCUGUAGAUCAGAACUGUCCAUCUGACUGCCUGUGGCAAGUUAUGAUGCUUGGGCUUCUGCCCAGCCGUUGCUCCCCUGUUGCUCUGGCUGUAACAGAAGCUGCAGUCUUUAAGCUCCCCCUCGGGGGGUAUGUAUGCACAGAGCAGUUUUGGUGGGGGCAUCUACAUAGGUGCAGUGGUGGGUUGCCCAAGUGGUGUGUGGCCCAGAGACCAGUGUCUAACUUUGCUGCUGCCCCUACUGAUGCAGCCUUAGGGGCAUGUGGCCCCUGGGUGCUUAAAAUUUGGACAGCUCUGCUCUAGAUCUCUAGCACACAACAGAUUACAUACAUUUGUUACCAGCUUUGUGGUUUCAUUCAUAAAUCCCAUCAGGAGGGUGGGAAUCAAUAUCCUCUAGUUGUGUUGACCAACUGCAACUUCAAUGGUCAAUUUGCUCUACCACCUCCUCACCUAGACCUAUAGCCACUGGUGGCACAGCAUCUUUACAGCAAUCCAUGAUUAGCAUAGCACUAGGGUGGCGAUCUCAGCUGUACACUGUAAGGAGAACUGAUUUAGCUGCUCCACAAGGUCCUUAUCCUUUCUCAGCUCUCUGCUCAUCCAGCAGCUCAAUAGUCCAGAAUAAGCUGGUUUCCACAAUUUAUUGGUUCUGGCCUCUCUAUGAAGACUGCCUUCCUACUUGAGUGGUGGUCUCUGUCAUGAUAAAUACCUGCCCUCACAGGAACUGAACUAAAAGCACCAGCAUGUUUUUUAUGGGCUACUUAAUACAGUAGCUAUUCAGCUGGCCUGCCUGAAUAUUAAGGGCUAGUUCUCAUGAGCUGUGCUAGGCAAAAUACAACAGAAUGAAAGCUUGCCCCUCUCUCUGGGCCUAAAUUCCUGUACAGAGACAAGAGGCAGAGAUUACAUAGAAGUGGCCAUGCAGGGUGAUUUCAUGAGGCACGGUUGACUGACUCUGUGGCUGCUUUGUGCUGGUUGCUAGGCAGGGGGAGGCUAUAACAGGGCCAGUUUCUGGCCCUCAGAAGAAAACAUUUCAAUUCCAUUAUCAGGUCUCUGUGACAUCAGGACUUCUGGUCCAACACGUACUUCCUAAGAGUAACUGAAACUAAAAGGGAUCACUGGAGAGCAUUCCCUUCUGAAGAGAGGAACACUCAGCUGGUAUCAGAGAAAAUGCAGAAUGCCUAGCAGAAAUGCAGUACUGUAACCUGGGAUACAGGUUGUAGCCAUGCUGGUCUGAAGGCAAAAGCAAUCGGAACUCUUGGUAGAGGUGAUAUCCUUUAUUAGGCCAACUAGAUAGUUGCAAAAAAAAAUUCUUUACUUGGAAGCUUUUGGGCACACAUGCCCUUCUUGUCUAUUUAUACAGCUCCCAACACAGAGCACAAGUACCAACAUGCUUGCAUCAUUGGGAAAUCUCUAUUCCCAGUAUUAGAUUUUAAUUUACCUCUUGCCAGCAGUGGCUACUCCCACCUCUGUGGCCAUGCAACAAUUCUUUUACAGAAUUUGUAUGUAGCUGUAGCUGGAAUUCACCAGGCUGCAAUGCUCAUCCAGUUAACUUUUCCCACCUACAACAGAAAAAGUCGCAAGUAACUUGAAAUGAAAGUCAUGUGCCAACAGAAGAAGGUAAAAGGGGAAGUGAUAUGAAACAAACCAAAGUCCUAGUCCCCUUCCCAAUCCUUGAACAAAACAAGAAGAGGUGCUUCAAUUGCUAACUGAUAAAUUAACAAGGCAAAGCAAGUUAGAAGCAAAGACAUCUCUCACAACCUGUACAGGAACAACAAAAUAUAUAAUAGACAAUAUCACUAACACCUCAUUCAGGGAGAUGCACUUGUUUUUGUGAAUGACGGGUUAUAAAAGGCAAUGUUUGACCACUGGCAUUUUGCUGCAUGGCUGUUCCUCCAACUGUUUCAUGCACCCUAAGUGACCUUCUGCUUAAUGCUGGGUGUUUCCAGUUUAUAGUCCUUCCUCUCAGAUGUUUUGCUUCACCUUAGCACUAAAUGGGGACUUUUGAUUUAAGGAGGGACUUGAGUGAGAUUUCUUCAGCCCUGACCCAUUCUCAUUACUGCUCAGCAGCAUUUUCCCCCCUUCUUUCAGAAGGGCAAAAUAAAUCUCAUUGCAAAUUUUCUCAAACUCCAGAUUGUGAGGAACUACCUUCCUCUUCCAAAAAAAUAAUUUAUUAAAAAAAAAAAAAAAAGAAUUGGGACAUGUUGCAUGCAUCUUGGUGUUUCAAGUAGUUGUGAAUGUAGGAGCUGCCAUAGUUCUUCCCAUUCUUUGAGUGAAAUCUAAGGGAAAUCUAGGUGUCCUUUACUUUUAAGAUGCACUAAUUUUCCAGCCUUUCCCCUCCCUCUCACACCCGUCUUUGUUAGAUGCAAAGUAAUUCUCAGUCAAGAGCCAAAUUGUGAGCAAUGUUGGCAUACCCAGCUUGAGGUGAACCAGAUACUGAUUAUGUUUGUUUGGUAUCCAAAAAAGCUUGAAAUACUCCAGGAUUUGGACACUUUUAUUGCAGACAUAAAUUGGUUGCAAGAAUCUGGGAGCCUUGCUCUGUUGGGUUGGGGUUUUUUUUUGUUCCCAACACAAAUGGCUGUUCAUGUGGAAAACCUCGUUCCCAGCCUUUCAUAGAACAGGGUUAACUAAAGAUCUGCACACUUAAUGCUUCCAGACCCUGCUGCCUGCUGUGAAGCCUGGGUAGUAGGGGCUGGAGACCAUCAAUGGGGGCUGAAGGAAAUAUUUUCACCCCCUUCUAGGGAAAGGGGAUGGUUGUUUGUGAAAAUUCCUCAGUGGUUUUCCCAUUCUGUAGCAACAGGAUGGUAGCUUUUAUGAAGAAUGCUUGGACUUGUGUGUCUGUGAGUGAAAUGGUGCUUCUAGUCAGCCAUUGGUGCGUAACUGGAUCUGUUUGGGAGAUGUUCUCUUUGGGAACUGCCUUGCAGUUUUCUCACUGUUGAGGCUGUUUGGGAGAUUACUGAAUCUUUCUGUCUUUUUCUUUACCGCUUGCAAUUUCUUCAGUACCUGGGUUCAGUAACAUCCCUGGUGGCUGUGGAGAUGAUGAUAUGUCAUAAUGAGAGGGGAGAGAAAUGCUGUGGAUUAUAGCUUAUGGCAUUUCCUUCUUUUCCUCCUUCCUCUGAGAGAAUUUCUCUUUUCUUGCCCAGCCCCAUUCCCAGAAAGGAUUAAUUAUGAUAGUAUAUCUUAAACUUCUGGUUGCUGGACAGCCUUUAGGGGCAGUUGUUCCUCAAGGGGGAAGCAGUGCAAAUGAUUAGGUUCAUUCAGCAAAAACGGAUUGACGCAUAUGUUGGCCUUGACCCCAUAUGCUGCAUGUGCACACAGGCUGAACCCAGUGCUGCUCAUACUGCAUACAACACUGGGUCUGUCCACAAUGGGAAUGGGCUGUGCCAGAGCCAGCACAGCGGGCCAAUCUGGCAGGGCAUCAUUUAAGCCCUAUGUGCUGCAUGCAGCAUGUGCUGGGUCUGGGGCAUGGGCUUCCUGCAUGUGUUGCCCUGGACUGAUCCUCUGUACUGCUUGCAGUGCUGGGUCUGGGGCACAUGUGCACAGUGAGCCCCAGGGCUGGUGUGUACUACACACUGCAUGUGCGCUAGACCCAGUGCCGGGGGUGCUGCACAGGAAGUCCUUCCUGAUCCGCUCACAGACCUGCCCAGUGUCUAGGCUUGCAAGGCUAGAUGAGUUUGACAUCCCUGGCCUACAUGGAGGCAUCUUGUUCUCUUCCUUAGUACAGUGCUGCUGUUUUGCUGUAUCUUGCCAUGGAGAAACUGCCCCUGCCUCGGGCUCUGGCAAAAUCGGGGUUACACAGAGCCCCCAAGGGUGUGUUUGGGUGUCAGCCAUGCUCUGGAGCCCUGCCUCUCUGCAGGUAAAGGUCCUCUCUUUUGGUUCAGCAGGGGCUAUUCCAGCCUGAUGACGGCAAGGUCAUGCCUGGGUCUUUGGAGCAAAAAUCACUAGAAAUAAGGAGUUGGGUUCUCCUGGCCAGGAUAGAAUUUUUUUAGCUGCUGAAGGAAAGAGACUGGCAGGCCUCAUCCUUCCAAAGAUUAAGUGUGUACGCCCUGAAACCUCUUGGCAUGGUUUUUCCUCCACCCUUGCUAAAGGGCUGUCUGGACAAGGUCCCCCACCCUGGACUUUGUUGCCGUUAUAGGAGCCUCUUGGAUACAAUCUCUCUCUGUGGAGGAGUGGAAAGAGUACUGCUGUCUUCUGCAGGAAUUAAUCCUGUCCAAGUCAGCCUCAAUGUAUGCAGUCAGCAGCUUGCCCUGCAGUCUCGCAGUUACAGCUCCUGUGUCCUGCAUCUCGCGCAGCCAGAGCCCAAGUAACUUUUCCAUUCUCAGAGGGUAUCGUGGCCCCCAGCGUUUGGCUAAUGCCUAUAUAUGGACUGCACUGCUAGGCUUCCAGAGGGUACCACAAAAGGCCAAGUCUGCCCCCUUCCCACACAGUUGAUUGUAAUCUGCCCUAGACUCACUAAGACAGUGGUUCUCAACAUUUUUUGUACCAGGACCCAUUUGUAAACAUCAGUGACCAGUCCUGACCCAGUGCCUCUCACUCCCUACCUGUUGCCCCUAGGCCCCAGCUCCCCAGAGUUUGGGGCAGGGGUGGGGAGUGUGGGACAUGGGGGUCUCCAAGCAGCCCCUUGCAGGUUGGAACUUUGCCAGCCUGCAAGGGAAAAGCCAUAGUUUCCUGUGUUUUUCCCAUCCAUUUUUUAAGUUGAUGGGUCUAUUUUUAAAGUUUGUUUGUGACCCUUUCAUAUAUUCUCGCAACCUACUUUUGGGUCACGACCCAUGGGUUGAGAAACACUGCUCUAAGAGGCAGGAGGUUUCAGAACUGAGCAUGUGCAGAAUUUUCCCCAAAUCUUCAGCUCUCUUGUGCUUUCCAUGGGGCAGAGUGUUUGUUACAUCCAGAAGCAGAGGAGUUCCAGACCCCCUUCUCUUCCUACCCCCACACUUGUUACAUGUAGUUCUCAGACUUCCUUCCAGUCCCCUUGCUUUUGCUUCUUGAUUUAUUAUUUUCUGUAGCAUUUAAUUAUACAUUUCUUAUUUUUUAUACAGGAAACAUUGAAUAUUGAAACCAUGCCCAGUGUUUUCGGAUACAGUGGCCUAGUUCGUGGAGGGUCUGACAAUAGUGCAUAUUGCUGGGGUUCAGUGUGUCAGAAAAUCAGCCUGCUUGUUUGGAUGUCAAAUCCAGAUGUAGUCAUCAAAAAGAGCUGCUUGAAGUUUUUUGUAGGAUAGGGAGAUUUUUUGGGAGUAGGGAAUGGGCUUCUUUGAUGAAACUCUUACAGAAAAACUGCUAAGGUGAUUAGUUUUUCCUCUUGGUGGUAUUUUCUGUGAUUUUCUUUUAGACUGAAAUUUCACCAGAAUGGUUUUUGAAAUGGCUCUGUCAUUGAAAAUGCAGGUUUUGGAAAUCUUUCAAAAGUUUUCAGUCAUUUUGGUAAAAAGAAAAAAGACCCUCAAUGUUUGAUAAAUAGCCAUUUCGACAGCAACAUGGAGUCCACUUCAGAACUUUUCACAUUUGUGUUUCACUGCCCCUUGUAAUCUCUUCAGCAGAGAACGUGGACUUCAAGCAGUAGGAUUCUUUGAAAGCAGGGCUGUCCAAUACGUUUGGCCUCGGGUGGCCAGAUUCGGAUCAUGGGGCCUCUCAUGAGCCAGAUGACCCACCUCUAGUGGCAGACAGUGGCUUGUCAAUGCAUCUGCUGUAACUGCUGCAUUGGCAUGACUGUGGAACCAAGGUGGACAUUUUCCCCUCACCCCGCUCCCCCCUUUUCUCUUGUCACUGAUUUCAGUCACCAAUGGUGACUGAAGACCCCACAUUUGCCGGCAGACAGUAGGGUGCAGGAAUGAACAGUGACAGAGUUUACCCUGUGGGUUCCUGAUCCAUGCCAGCACAGUGGCUUUAGCAGAUGCUUUGACAAGCCCUAAGGGAUGCCAGUUGAGCAGCCCUGUUCUAAAGCAUGUUAAAGAUACUGGCCCAGGUUCUGAACUGGUGUAAAUGAUUUGAGUGAAUUUAAGUCAAGGGAGGCUUUAAAUUGAGGUGCUGGCUCUGACCCUCGUGUCUCCCCAUAGUGCAAGGUCUGAAGCCUAUGGGCUUUGUGAUGCUCCUCAACCUGGGUUCCCUGUCCAGUCAUUUUAAAGUCCAUGCUCUGCCUUUUGGCUCUGGAGGUUUGGGAGAGGGGGCAGACAGUUUGGGAAGAAUGUUUGUCCCCAUUUUGGGGAUAAUUCCCUAGUAUCAGCCACCAAUCUUAGUACCAGUAAAACACAUGAGAGAGACAACCACUGAUGAAGUUAGUGUUCUAGGAGUGGCGCUCAAAUAAAAGAUAUUCUGUGUGAUGGGAGUUUCAUACCUGUGAGGUCUGGAAUCAGUCCUGUGCAGAUAUCAUGGAGGGAAAUGCUGUGAUAGCUGUGAGGCUGGGCAAACAGUUUAAUACUGCUGCUUUUGGGAAUGACCUUGCAAAGCACAUAAGAGAGCAGAAAUAAUUCCAGGCAGUCAUUCUGAUCUGGCUAGGGGCUGCGCAGUCUCAUUAAACCAGAACAAAGUCAGUUUAGAAACAUUUCAGAAGUUAAGCUUGUGCUUGGUGCACAAAAGAUGUGACGGUGUGUGCCCUCAGAGCUGCAAGAGAAAGUUAAAGCCCUGGGGGCAGCCAAAAACAUCUAGUUAAUCGAGCUCUCUGAGAUAAAAAGCUAGCAGUAGGAAACGUUAGUUUCACUGACUGGGCAUUGCUUUCCAUAGUUCCCCUGUGGUCUGGUGGCUGUUUCCUCAGCAGGAAAUCUGCCUCUUCAAAGCCAGGUUGUCAAAAAAGCUCCUCAACCAGAAGUGCAUGGUUUUCUGUUGGUUGUGUGUGCAUGAUGGUGGGGAUUUUCCAUUGUUCCCAAGAAUAGCUGCUCAAAUGCAGGAUGCUGUUGAAUAUCUAGGUCCUUCUGUAGGUACUGAGCCUUUGUGAAAAUUCUGGCCUGUGCAAUAGGAAUAUUUGUUUUCUACUGGCUAAGUUUGCUAUUGGCUUUUGAUUUUUCAGAUAGUCAGAUGCCACUCUUAUGGCUUGUUUUGGAGUAUUGCUUGGUAGACCAUAUCUGGUGCUGUGAGCUAGCUUUGGAAAAGCCCUGCAUGGUUAAUGGUUUGUGCCCAAUUUCUAGCUCUCUUGAGGAUUAGUCUUGGUGAGGAAAGGUGUUUGCAUAAAUCCUAUGCAUCCUCUACUUGAGGGAGGCAGUAUCUGACUCAGGAUUUCCAUCAGCUACACAUCUAUGCCUUCAGCUGCUUUUCUGAGUCAGUUGGUGUUGCUUAGGCUUGCAGCUGCAGAGGAUGAUCAUGGCCAGAUAACCUAUUCUGCAGCUGUGUUUUAGGAUGUUUGUAAGCUUUGUUUGCCAUACCAAAACGAGGGUGAAUUCCAAGCCCCAUUAAGCUCCAUUGGGGUUUUGCCAAAUGACUCCAGCAGAGUCAAAGUUUUAUUCUUUAAUACUUGAAUGGUGUUCAGUCCUGGACUAAGCUUUUUCCUACAGAAGCCUGGGAAAGUACUGAAAGAGGGUAAAGAUCAUACCAGUCUCUUAGAGAUUCAGGAUAUAGGGAAGAAAGCUCUGAUAGAGUUUUGCUUAUUUAGUAACAUUCUCUUACUUAUUUUUGGGCUUAGUUUUAUCUUCACUUGAGGUGUUUGUUUAAUGGGAGGAUGGCGAGUUCCAAAUGGAAUGGCUGCAGUUGGACAGUAGGAUCUGGGAUAGAAAAAGAAUCCAAGUACAGUGUGUCUGGCUUUUUCAUCUCCUAGAAUAACACUAGGUUCAAGAGGCAAAGUCUUGGUACCUUGAGUAACCUAGGGUGUGGGGUCUCACCUCUGGAAUUAUUUUUCCUGCAAGGUGGGAGGGAAUCUGGGGGAUGUCCUUCUGGUCCAUCAUCUCAGCGCAUUGUACCGAGUCAUUGGAGCAGAUGCUGGAGCCUGUGCUGGUGCCACAGGAUCUGCAUGCAGGGUGUUAAUGUUUUCUCAUUCUUCUGCCUUACACUUUUGUCCCCAUUCACCCCUCUUAAAGGCUGGAUGUUUUCCCAUUCUUGAUUAAAAGAUUUGAUUUGAAUCAUUUCCCAGGAACUUUUCCAUAAGGACAUGGGAUUAUUUGAUCUGCUGUUGGUGGAGAGGCAUGAAUCAGGAGCUGCUACACAAGCUGCAGCUGUAUCCACAUUUCAGGCCAGACUCUUCCCAGUGUAAACCAGCAUAGCUCGCCUGACUUCAGUGGUAUUCAUUGAUAUUUACACCAACUGGGGAAUCUGGCUCGGCAAGUUUUGCUCCUCAUGCCUCCCUUACAUAUUGAUUUUGCUCAGGUCUCCCAAACUCUAGAGGGCAGUGACUCAAGAGGUAGGUUCUGUUUCUUGACUGAUUUCCAUUGCUCAUGAAAAUCAGAACCUAGCUGGCUCUACCCAGGUGCAGGGGAGGUUUCCCAUCUUCUCAGUCCUGCAGUAGCAUCUCCUGCUCCUCAUCAACCCUUUCUGUUCUAGUCCAAUGACUGCCAACCCAGUCUGCAAACCAACCUUAGCCCUCACCUGCCCCACCUCCUCUGGUUCCUACCUUGGGACUUUCCAAAAUUGGAAUGGUCGAUUAUAACUGUCUGCAUGGGCAUAUGUGAGCAACAUGCACCCCACCCUAAGAUCAGAGGGCCAACAGGCAUUGUUUGCUUGUAACCAAAGAUAAACUUAACACCAGGGCAUGUAGAGCAUGUUGGCUAGUGUAUUUCUUUACUAUAUCACACCAGCUGCUUCCUUUUUAUAUAUAUGAAGUAGGAAGGUUUAUGCAGAAUUAAAGUGGAGUCCAACAGUAGUGAGUAGAGUAGAAAAUGGACAUGUGUGUAUACCAGAUACUAAUUAAUGAGACCCUUAAUACCAAAUAUUCACUUUUCCUGGCUACUUUGUUUUCUGUGAGUUUUGUUUUCAACUUUGCUCUUCAGUGAGUUUUUUGCCUCUGUAUUCCUGAACAUGGAUCAGGACAAAUCUCCCACUUGGAUCAUAGACAGGCACAAAAAGGAAGACCAGCCCUUUUUGUGUUACUGCUGACUUAGUGAAGGGACAAUUGGAGGGACUGGAUGUGUUUAAGUCAGCAGGCCUGGAUGAGCUUCAUCCAAGGGUACUGAAGGAAUUGGCCAGUGUCAUAGCAGAGCCACUGGCAUGGCUAUUUGAGCACUCUUGGUGCUCAUGUCAGGUCCCAGAGGACUGGAAAAGGGCCAAUAUGGUCCCUAUUUUCAAGAAGGGGAGGAAGACCAGACGGGUAACUGUAGACUAGUUAGUCUCCCCUCUAUCCUCAGGAAAACCUUUGAAAAAAUUAUUAAGGAUCACAUUUGUGGGAGUCCAGUGGGAAAAACAGUGCUGAAGGGCAGCCAGCAUGGAUUCGUAGCAGGUAGAUUCUGCCUGACUAAACUUGUUUCAUUUUAUGACCAGGUCACAAAAUGCUUAGACAUAGGAAUUGAGGUAGAGGUCAUCUACUUAAAUUUUAAGAAGGCCUUUGAUAAGGUAUCUUAUCCUAUUUGCACAGAUAAACUGAGCAGCUGUGAUGUAGAUGAUUACAUGGUCAGGUGGGUGGCAAAUUGCCUUAGGGGGUCACACCCAGAGAGUGGUGGUGGAUGGGUCAGUAUUGACCUGGGAAGAUGUGGGCAGCGGAGUCCCGUGAAGCUCGGUCUUUGGACCUGUGCUGUUCAAUAUCUUCAUCAGUGACUUGGAUGAGGGUGUGGAGAGCACUCUCUCCAAAUUUGCAGAUGAUACCAAAUUAUGGGGUAAAGUUAACAAAGGUAUGGGGAGAAGUGGACACGCCGGAGGGCAGGGAACAGCUGCAGGCAGACCUGGAUAGGUUGCACAAGUGGGCAGAAAACAACAGGAUGCAGUUCAACAAGGAGAAAUGCAAAGUGCUGCACCUAAGGAGGAAAAAUGUCCAGCACACCUACAGCCUAGGGAAUGACCUGCUGGGUGGCACGGAAGUGGAAAGGGACCUUGGAGUCCUAGUGGACUCCAAGAUGAACAUGAGCCGGCAGUGUGACGAAGCCAUCAGAAAAGCCAAUGGCACUUUAUCGUGCAUCAGCAGAUGCAUGACGAAUAGGUCCAGGGAGGUGAUACUUCCCCUCUAUAGGGCACUGGUCAGACCGCAGUUGGAGUACUGCGUGCAAUUCUGGGCGCCACACUUCAGGAAGGAUGCGGGUAACCUGGAGAGGGUCCAGAGAAGGGCAACUCGUAUGGUCAAGGGCCUGCAGACCAAGCCCUACGAGGAGAGACUAGAGAAACUGGACCUUUUCAGCCUCCGCAAGAGAAGGUUGAGAGGCGACCUUGUGGCUGCCUAUAAAUUCAUCACGGGGGCACAGAAGGGAAUUGGUGAGGAUUUAUUCACCAAGGCGCCCCCGGGGGUUACAAGAAACAAUGGCCACAAGCUAGCAGAGAGCAGAUUUAGACUGGACAUUAGGAAGAACUUCUUCACAGUUCGAGUGGCCAAGGUCUGGAACGGGCUCCCAAGGGAGGUGGUGCUCUCCCCUACCCUGGGGGUCUUCAAGAGGAGGUUAGACGAGUAUCUAGCUGGGGUCAUCUAGACCCAGCACUCUUUCCUGCUUAUGCAGGGGGUCGGACUUGAUGAUCUAUUGAGGUCCCUUCCGACCCUAACAUCUAUGAAUCUAUGAAUCUAUGCUAGAGGGUAGGGAACAAAUCCAGGUGGAUCUGGACAGGAUGGAAAAGUGGGCAGAACAGAAUAGGAUGCAGUUCAAUAAGGACAAGUGCAGCACAUUUACAGGCUGGGGGAUGACCUCAGCAGCACAGCAGUGGAAAGGGAUCUUGGAAUCAUUGUUGACACCAAGAUGAACAUGAGUUGUCGAUGUGACGAAGUGAUCAGUAAAGCUAACUGCACUUCAUCAUGCAUUAGCAGGCGCAUGACAAACAGGUCUAGGGAGGUGAUACUUCCCCUUUAUGUGGCCGGUCAGGCCGCAGUUGGAGUACUGCGUCCAGUUUUGGGCACAACACUUCAAGAGGGAUGUGGACAACCUUGAGAGGGUUCAGAGGAAGGCCACUUGUAUGGUUAGGGGCCUGCAAGUAAAGCCCUAGGAGGAGAGAUUGAGGGCUCUGGAUCUCUUCAGCCUCUGUAAGAGAAGGCUGCGGUGAUCUUGUGGCUGCCUAUAAAAUCGGGGGGUGGGGGGCAGCAAGAAAUAAGAGAUUCUCUGUUUACCAGGGCACCCCUUGGAGUAACUAGGAACAAUGGUCGCAAACUGACGGAGAGCCUUUUUACAGUGAGGGUUACCAGAAUCUGGAAUGGGCUUCCAAGGGAGGUGGGGCUCUCCCCUACACUGGGGGUCUUUAAGAGGAGGUGGACAUGCACCUGGAUGGACUAGUCUGACCCCAGCAUUCUUUCCUGCCUAGGGCAAGGGGUUGGACUCUGCUAAGGUCACUUCAGACCCAAACAUCUAUGAAUCUGUGAAACUGAAGAUCUUAAAAUGCUCGUCAAGUGCAUUGAGCUGGAAGCUCUAAAUAGAGUGAAUGUAGGAUACCUUAUGAAAAUAAUUUUCCCCUCUACCUACUCAGUUUUUAAGAAGCUACUACAGUGGUCACUGCCAGUUAGAAAGAAAGCUGUAAUGGCAUUUACAGGUUAAUAAGGAAACUUUUCUUUUUUAAAUGUCAAUUUGUACAUAAAGGGUCAAACGUGGGACUGUGUAUAUCUGUAGCAAGUUGGCCCUGAAAUUCACCUGCUGUAUAACCUUCCGUCCAGCAUGUUAAUUCAUAGCUCAUGGAGCUAGUGAGGAAGGAUCUGUUCCAGGGAGGCUUUCCCUCAAGGGAAUGAUGGCAAAUGACAACUUUUGUCCUGAUGCUAACUGUGGAAAAUAGGGCCUUUCCUGUGAGGGAGUGUUGAAAAGUUCAUGAAAGUCCUGAGCUACUUUGCUUUAGGCUGAACAAAAACUUCACAGAGAAGUAGAGUUACAAGAUUCCACUUGUGAGGAAACUGAAGCGAUAAUGCAUGGCUGAGUGGGGGAAUCAUACCUGACCCUGGUGUAUUUUAAGGAUGGAGGGUCUGUGAUGACCACACUUCAUGAUGUCCUUUUAAUAAGUCAGAGGCUAUGUCAUGUUCCUGCAUAAUUAUAUCUUCCCCAUGUAGGCAUCUAACUCUUUUAGAGAAUAGCUAAGUGGUGAAAAGACAGACCUAGGUUCUCUUUCCAAUUCUGCCGCUUAUUCAUUGCAUCACUUGGGCAACUCUCUUACCAUAUUUACAUGUAUAAAACAUGUACAUUUUCCCCAUAAGAAUAGCUUUCUAAUAUUAGGGUACAUGUUUUAAGUGAAGAAGCUGAUUUCUGUCCUGGAAUGGAGGCAUAGGGACAUUGGAAUGACUGCCAGGAGCUGCAUCCCACUAGCUGCAUGGAGGAGAUGCAGAGUUUGCUGUUCAGCCAAAACGUAGAGAUUUAACCGUAUCACAAGCAGUGCCAAAUUGGCAGCAGCUUUUGGCUGAGCAGCCGGAAGCUGCUGCUCAUUUGGCAGUGGCUGUUAUGGGGUUAAACCUUUAGCUUCUGAUGAAUAGACUUGCCCUUGUUCCAAUUGGCUAGAAUUCAGUUGCCUGGAAAAAAAAAUUGUCUCCAUUCUGCCUUCCCAAAAGAAGGCUUAUACUUAUUUUGGGUGGGGGGGGAGUAAGAAAAUAUGGUAACUUUAUUUUUCAUGUGAAAUAAGGUGCUAGUUCUCCAAAGCAGGGGAGUUUUUGAGAUUGAAUUAAUCUCUAAAGCACUUUGAGUUCUGUAGAUAGAAGGCACUAUGCAAGUACCAAGCAUCAACACAAUGAAUACCUAUUUUAUUGAUACAUUCAUGCAUAUUUCUCUAGGCGUUUCUGUCUCCCUAGCUUUGGAUUUCCUAUGGCACCAUUGAAUUCAAGCUCUCUACAAUAAAAUGUGAAGCAAACAAGAACAUGUUGCAGGGGAGGCCCUUCAGCUCUGAAGGUAUCCAGAGCUAUGACAACAGACAGCUGUGCCUGUCGCUGAGUUCCACUGGCAGCAUGAAAUUACCACCCUGAAAGCAGCUCUUGAAGCAGUGCCAGCUGCCCAGAAGCAGGAAGCACCAUGAGCCUCACAAGAGAGCCUGUUCUUACUUGCUGUCUAGGCAAAUUGAUGUUGAGCCUGGAGUGAGAAUUUAAAACCAUUGCCAUUGAAAGCCACAUGCCUGCCUGAGACCAUUUAGAGCUGUGCUGUGGCAACUGUGCAUUGAAACCCUGCCGCCUGCCGCACACCCUUUAUGCCAAGGGUGUCAAACUCGUUGGGCCUCAUAGGCCAGAUCCAGAUCAUAAAGUGUCCUGCCAGCCAGAUAACCUGUGAGUGAUAGUGGUGGCAUUAAUCUCCUCACUGUUUUGGUGUGCCUCUGCUGCUUGCCCCUUCUUUUCCCCUGCUGCUGAUUUUAGUCACCAGGGAUGACUAAAAACCCCAACUGUGGCAGCACGCAAGGACUAGGGAGUAAGGGAGGCAAACAGUGUUAACUCCUGAGUUCUGAAGCUGUGGUGAAACAGCAAGGAUUAAUGCCACCACCACAAGGACUCUGGCAGCUCGUGGCAUUGAGUCCUAUAGGCCAUAUCUGGCCCACAGAGAUGUGUUGUCCAUCCCAUGAGAACCCUGAGGCCAGAUGAUGGAGUCUGCAGGCUGGAUCUAGUCCACAGGCUGUAUGUUUGACACCCCUGUUAUACUAUGGUUACCCUAGAGGAGUUUUCAUAAACAAUGUGCAUGUGUGUGUGCACACAUGUUCUGUAAUGCCUGUGUGUGUGCGUGCACGCGUCACACCCAAUGUAACACUGUUUUAGGAGUGGACUCACUGGGGGCGCAGGGAGCCUUCCUGCAACCAGAAUGGCAAUCAAAGCCACUCAAGGAGACUGUCCCAUGUAUGUGCAAGCUGUUUUAUGUACUUAUUUAUUUAUUGUACUUAUUUAUUGUAUUUAUUUAUUUAUUUAUUUGCAUUUUAUUUAAUGUUAUGUUUAUAAAAUGGAGGCCAUAGCAAACGCCUGUAGCCACUCUAAAUGGGCUUUUUUUUCUUUUCUUUUUUUGUGGGGGAGGUCCUCUUAAAAGGCCUGUUUGGGCUGCAUCAAGAGACUUGCACAGAGAGAAGUUUAAUUCCUGUACAUUGCUUGUUGUCGUAAGUUUGUAACCUACCUCCCAUAUUUCCUUCACAACAUCAUUUGAGGAGAAACGAACAAAAAAAAAAAAGAGUAGAUAUGCCAGUAUAAAUUGAUAUCGUCCUCCUCCUCCUUUGACCUCUUCUUUUUCUAGCAUGCUGAAAUUCCCUCCCCCUACACAUCACUUCCUUCCUCCCCUGACUAUUCUCAUCCUGUUCUCCAUGUCCUCCUAUUUGUUUAUCAGCCUGAUCUUCUUUUUUUAUUCUUCCUUGACUCACGCUGUAUUGGAUGUUGCCAAUUUCUGGAGAUGAUGUUAAAAGCAAGAGUGUGUGGGUGUCACUAUGGAGAGAAAAGGAAAGGGGUGGGGGGAAGAACUGGGUAUUUCUGCUGCCGCACAGGAAAGAUCAGAAGGAAGAGGAGAUGAAAGCUGGUUUUGCAGAGUGCCUUAAAAAAUGACUUUCACAACUAGGGGGUUCUGAUUCUUCUGUCCUUGGAUGUUGUUGAAAACUCAAACAAAUGUUGCAUUUCACUUCUCUGGGAUUAAAACAAAAACUGAGUAUGUA